CGGGCGCGGAGCCGCCCCGGCGCUGGCAGCGCGCUGCUGGCGGAGCGGCGCAUCGGCUCGGCUCGGCUCGGCUCGGCUCGGGGUCCGCGCUCAGCGCCGGGAACCGCGUGUGGCGCCCGGCGGGGAUGCGGCGGGGCCGCUGCUGGGGGGCGGCGGCGCGGCUGCUGCUGCUGGCGCUGGGCAGCCUGCUCGCCGCCAAAGGCAGUGAACAAGCAUAAGCCCUGGAUUGAGACAUCGUACCACGGAAUCAUGACUGAAAACAAUGACACUGUCAUUUUGGAUCCUCCCCUUGUGGCUUUGGAUAAAGAUGCCCCUGUUCCCUUCGCAGGUGAAAUCUGUGCUUUUAAAAUCCACGGACAAGAAAUGCCUUUUGAAGCUGUUGUGCUAAACAAGACGUCUGGAGAAGGCCGUCUCCGAGCAAAAAGCCCUAUUGACUGUGAACUGCAAAAGGAAUACACAUUCAUCAUCCAGGCCUAUGACUGUGGAUCAGGACCAGCUGGAACAAACUGGAAGAAAUCUCACAAGGCAGUCGUCCAUAUCCAGGUAAAGGAUGUCAAUGAGUUUUCACCGACUUUCAAGGAGAGUGUGUAUAGAGCCACCGUGACAGAGGGAAAGGUCUAUGACAGCAUCCUGCAGGUAGAAGCCGUAGAUGAGGACUGUUCUCCACAGUAUAGCCAGAUCUGUAAUUAUGAGAUUGUCACAACUGAUGUUCCUUUCGCUAUUGACAGAAACGGUAACAUCAGGAACACCGAGAAGCUGAGCUAUGAUAAACAGCACCAGUAUGAGAUAAUGGUGACAGCUUAUGACUGUGGGCAAAAACAUGCAACAGAAGAUGUCUUAGUGCAAGUUAAUGUCAAACCAGUGUGCAAACCAGGCUGGCAAGACUGGAACAAACGGAUUGAAUACAAGCCUGGAUCUGGCAGCAUACCUUUGUUUCCCAGCAUUCAUUUAGAAACUUGUGAUGGACCAGUUUCCUCAAUACACACCACCAUUGAGUUGCAGACCAAUUACAUCGGAAAGGGCUGUGAUCGUGAAACGUAUUCAGAAAAAUCUCUGCAGAAAUUAUGUGGGGCUUCCUCGGGUGCCAUUGACCUGUUACCAUCUCCCAGUGCGACAACUAACUGGACAGCUGGGCUUCUCAUGGAUAAUAAUGACAUGAUUUUUAAAUUCGAUGGAAAGCAAGGAGCUAAAAUCCCAGAUGGAAUAGUCCCGAAGAAUUUAACCGAUCAAUUCAUCAUCACUCUGUGGAUGAAACACGGACCUAGUCCAGGACUGAGAGCUGAGAAAGAGACUAUUCUCUGCAACUCUGACAAGACAGAGAUGAACCGACAUCACUAUGCCCUGUAUGUGCACAACUGCCGAUUAGUAUUUCUGUUGCGCAAAGACUUUGAUCAGGCCGACACUUUUCGUCCUGCGGAAUUCCACUGGAAACUGGACCAGAUUUGUGAUAAGGAAUGGCAUUACUAUGUUGUCAACGUUGAGUUUCCCAUUGUUACUUUAUACAUGGAUGGAACAACGUACGAGCCAUACCUUGUGACCAAUGACUGGCCUAUCCACCCUUCACACAUAGCCAUGCAGCUGACAGUGGGUGCUUGUUGGCAAGGAGGUGAAGUUGCCAAGCCCAGAUUUGCUCAGUAUUUCCAUGGGAGCUUGGCCAGUCUUACGAUCCGACCAGGCAAAAUUGAGAGUCAGAAAGUGAUUUCCUGUUUGCAGGCCUGCAAGGAAGGUCUGGAUAUUAAUUCUCUUGAGAGUCUUGGCCAAGGAAUAAAGUAUCACUUCAACCCUUCCCAGUCAGUCCUUGUCAUGGAAGGAGAUGACAUUGAGAAUAUAAAUCAAGCUCUCCGAAAGGUCUCGUACAUCAACUCUAGACAGUUUCCUACUGCAGGCGUACGACGUCUCAAAGUCUCAUCUAAAGUCCAAUGUUUUGGUGAAGAUGUCUGCAUUAGUAUCCCAGAUAUAGAUGCGUAUGUAAUGGUGUUUCAGGCCAAUGAGCCCAAGAUUACAAUAAGUGGGAUGGACCACUUUGCUAGACCAGCUGCACAAUUUGAAAGCCAAAGAGGUGUUAUUUUGUUACCUGACAUCAAGAUUGUCAGCACAGUCACUAAAACGGAGCAUCCCAUGGACUUAAGAGAACACGACAGAGCCAAUAAACCAGUAGUAUUAGAGGAAAUGCUCCACAACUUGGAUUUCUGUGAUAUUUUGGUCAUUGGUGCAGAACUAGAUCCUGAACAAGAGUGUUUAGAACUAGAUCAUGUGGAGCUUCAAGGAAAACACCUCGAUGCCACAAAUUCCACAGCAGGAUAUUCAAUUUAUGGUGUGGACAGCAUGCACAACUAUGAACAGGUCCUUCGGCAGAUUCGGUAUCGCAACUGGGACACUUCUGCCACCUUCGACAGAAAGUUCAGAGUCAAAUGCUCAGAGCUAAAUGGACGUUACACCAGCAAUGAAUUUAACUUGGAGGUUAAUAUUCUACACAGCUCCAACUCCAACUUCAUGGAACAUGUAAAUCAUAUGAUUGUACAACCACAAUUUCUCCAAUCUGUCCAGCACCCAGAGGGAAGCAUAAGUGCUAUUCACAACUCAGUUGUUCCAAGCGUGGCUACUAUCGUUAUCAUAAUCUGUGUGAGCAUUCUCAUUUUCAUCAUAACGUUGGGGGUCUAUCGAAUUCGGACAGCUCAUCAGCACAGCUCUGCAGACAGCGAAGGAAGUAAAGAAAAUGAAAUGGAUUGGGAUGAUUCUGCUCUGACUAUUACCGUCAACCCCAUGGAGAAAUAUGAAAAGCCUCACCAGACAGAAGAGGAGAGUGAGGAGGAAGAUUUAGAAGAUGAAGAGGAAGACACAACCAGUGCCGAAUCAGAUGAAAGUGAAGAGGAGGAGGAGGAGGAGGAAGAGGAAGUGAUAGUCCAAAAGGGAGACAAACAGAAUACAAUCAGGCAAGAGCAGUUGGAGUGGGAUGAUUCAACACUCCCUUACUAACAGCCCUCCAGCCACGUUGCUCUUUUGUAACAACCAAUACAAUGUUUUUUUCAGAGUCUGUGAAUCCAUUGACGGGGUUUGAACUUCUGCUUGCCUGUAACUGUUUUGCCUAAAAUGAUCUUGUUGUAGUAAUUGAUAAUGAUAACUGACUCUUUUCCUAAAAAACCCAGAGAAAACACUUUACAAACAUACUGGCAUCAUUAGUAAUAAAGUAAUUUAGACCUUGUUCUGUUAGCAAGCGUAGUUCUCAAUUUCCUGUUUGUAUACCACAGAUAUGUGACUGAAGUCCUGUCACUCAAUCCAGAGAGGUUUUUGUCUUUGCUAUUUUUUUCAUACAGGAGAGAUUUCAGCUUGUUAUGAAGAAUUGUUCAUGUGGGUCUAAGUAACAGUUGCCAUUUGACUUCACACUCUUACAGGUUUAAAAUAUAACCCACCUUCAAAUUGGGGCAGAGUUUCAGUGCUACAGGUGACAUAGACUGAAUUUCGUUUGUCAUCUCGUCCUGCCUCCUUGGAUGUUAACUGUCUUCUACAAGGGAAUAUCUAGGGUUUGACACACGAUGCUUGUGUGCUUGUGUAGAAGCGGACAGUAUAUUUUUCAGGUAUCCCACCAGAGUACUCAAGACAGGGAUUUUAUCCAACCCAUCCAUAGAAAUUGAAGAGGGUUUAAAAAACCAGCAACAACAAGGGGCUGCUGAAGGUUAAACACAAUAAAUUGUUGUGUGUCCACAGACUGAGUAAUAUGAUCUUAUGCAAACUGUAAAUUCUAACGGGAUUGAUUUUUCUGAAAACCUGUAGAGCUGCUCAUUAGUUAUGGAUUGAGCAAUUUGCAGCAAAUCAAUGCUUUAAACCGUCUGUCUUGUAAAAUCAUUAGGUUGCUGCAGUAUCUUACUGAAGUAGUGGAAAAUAAGUGACCCCGUUAUUCCAUAGCUGUAUAUGGCUGGGAUUUAAACAAUGAUUUUACAUGAGGAAAAUGUUCCCUUUUGCUUUAGUGAAUGCCAGCUGGAAUUCCUGUCUGACUGUAUUCUAUAAAACAUUACACCUAUUUCUUCUGUACCCUUACCCAUUAGAUGAGUGGCAAAAGAGUAGGUGGCAACAUAUACAACAGUCAUCUCUCUCUUGUUGCUUAUCAUUCUCCCUUAUUUCUUCUUCCUAAAGCCAUUAAUCUUGAGAAAAUGUUUUAUAAAGUAGAACAAGAACAAAUAAAGCCUACCUGGAACCAAAAGAAGUGAAAACAAAAACUAAACCCUUAAGAGGCUGAGAGAGUAUUUUAGUUUGUUAUGGUAACACAGCAUAUUUUUCUUAAACACUGUUUAAAAAGGAAAAAAAUGGAAAAAAAAAAAAGGCAAUGCUACAUACAAUGUGUUGGUGAGUCUGUGUGGUGUGUUUUUUGUCCCCUCUCCUUAAUUAUCUUUGCAUCUCCAAAUGCUCUGCAUACCAAAUGAUGCAGCACUUGCUAGGAUAACUGCUCUAAUGCGUAGAAACCGAACCAGCAUGGAACGGAAUGCUGCCUAGUGGUUUAUUUUCCAAGUGCUUCCUUUUAUUUACAGCUUCAUCACUGACACUCGCUUUUGUAAUAUGCUGUUAAAAUGAGCUGCCUCCUCUUUUCCGCUCUCCCAGAGAAACAAGCAGUCAAUCUUAGCUCAACAGGACCUUUCUGACCGCCCACCUCCAUGAAUGGUAGUUGAUAUUGCAGAGGGUAACUUGAGCAAUCUCGAGGGUAUCCACCUCCCUCAGUACUAAAUUAGUAGCAGCUCCUGAACAUCUUGGAUCACAGAGAAUAUAUUGUGCGUUUCGGGGCUCUUUUAAUUCCAAUUUCUGUAUCUAAUAGUUGCCGAGAAGGAUUAACAGCAACUAGACCUUUACUAGAAAGUAAAUUAACAGAACCCUAAGUUAAAUUUAAAAUUAGAGAUAGUCCUGCUCUCUGUUGUUGGGCCACUGACUGUUGGCACAAAGUUGUUAAGACUAGGACUACAGAAGUUAUCUUAUGUAUGUAAGCAAUCCUGUUGGAUUUUUAUUCUGGUCUCUCACAUGUAUAAAACUUAGAAGGAUAUUUGCAGAAUCAAGCUCACAUAAAUACAGUUUAUCUACAGAAUUAAAGACUGUAAAAUUGGCCAACAUUUCUGUUUAAUAAAACGUUGAUUUUAAGAUUUCCGAAUAUCUUGACCAGAAGUUUUCUGUUAGAUCAUUUCCUAGCAUCCUAGAUCAUUUCCUAGUGUUAAUGUUUGUUAGUGACCUGAAGCAGGCUCUUGGUGAUGCUUGUUACCCACACAUAGCAGCAAAGCUUUCUGCUCAGAAAAAAAAUUAAAUAUUUAAAAUUAAAAGCAGAUUAUAUUUAAAAGUCCAUUUCAAAAACUGGACUAAAAUUACCUCUAAAUUUUCUGUUAUUCCUGAUUACUAUUGUUACCACAGCAAACAUUAAGGCAACUCAAAAAUGGCAAAUUACCACCUUUUGACAGCCUUUAGUUCUUUUCUGUGUUCAUGUUUCCAUCAGUGUCUUUCUCCAUCUAACAGAUUUUUAUCUUUUUAUUACUGGAAGUAAAUCUUUUCAGGUCAUGCUGAUACAUUACACAAGAAGCAAACAAAGUAUUUUCUCUACUGUAAAUAAACCUGCAUUUUUAAAUCUAAGCAAAAUAACACAGGCAUGUGCAUUAUCAGUAGAAUUUGGUUUGCAACACGAUAUUCAGCAAACUGAAAUGUGUCACUGUACUUUAGAUUACUCAUGGGAGUGUUUGAUGUAGCAUUUUUCAUUCAAAUAAACAGAAGAAUCCUUUUCACAAAACGUUAGUGAGAAUGAGAUACUUCUUCACAAAAUGAAGUUUAGAGUUAGAAUGUUUGUAUAGAAGUUGACAGCAAUGGUUUCAUGGGCAAAAGCCCACUUACUAACAUAAAUAUUACAUCUUCUGAAGUAAUUCUAACAAUCUCCUCCUCUCCAGGUAUUAUUUUUUGAUGUAAAAUACUUGUUUAAAACCAAACCAGAACAUACAGAUAUAUGAGCACAUACGUACACACACUUUUCUUUUUUCGCCCUAAUCAAAAGCCAAAAAAUUCUGUCCUUUCCUCCCUGAAAAAAAGUGUUUAAUGCUGCAAACUCUGAAAUGGGAACUGCUGUGCCUGGCUCUGUAAGAAGCAACGAUUAUCCAUAGCCUGGUUGCAAGGUUGAGGAGCUGUAUAGGCACAAACGGUGGCUUUUCUACAGUAGCAAUAAACAAGCGCAUCAAAAAAAAUUACCUCUGGAGAGGAACCCGUAAUACAUGACAUCAGAAAUCUGUGACACCAGAGAUCUAAAAUGAUGUUGCGUCAAUGAAUGUCUCUACGUUUUUGCAAUUCUAAGCUAAGGCUGAGAAAAGGUGCAACACCUACAAAUACAGAUUCAGAAAAAGUGGUGAUACUGUGUUAAUUAAUACAUCUGCCUAAGUUGCUUUUGCUGAUCGAUAGCUCAAAUUUCUUUCUCGCUUCUACCCUCUCCACAGAUAUUUUAUCUUUGCAAGUAAACCUUAAAAUGUGCAGUUGUUGAGAUUAAUCUCAGUAUUAUUUACUGCAUUGGCUGAGGCCAGUUCAAUUUAGAAAUGGAUAUGUAGGGUUUGUGACAUCUUUAAUACAGCUAAAAUAAAGCAUCAUCUCCAGCAGCGUCCAUACUUAGCGGAAGGGGAGAACGACUGACUUUACUGAGGUGACAGCGGGUAAAUGUCUGGUGGGAUGGACUCGUGAGGCUGAUAUUUGUAUGUUAUAAUAGCAAAAUUAGGGGUGUUUGAAAAACAAUGUGGAUAGUUAGAGAGGGAGAGCAAAUCUAAACUGUGAGGACAGUUCCACUGCUUAAAAAAAGUCUCCUCUUCCCAUUGACAUGUGCUGAUUGGAUUCAAUAGCUCAUUACCAGGGUGUCCUCACCAUUUUUUUAUGCUUAUUGGCCAUGACAAUAAAACCUCAUCUCAAAACACAAUUUCCAUAUAAACAAUUUCCAGGAAUCUAGCAGUAGGGAAAGGAGCCAAGUGCUAAAAAUAUUAAUGUCUGACAUCAGAACUAACAUCCUUAUUUUUUUUCUGUGAUUUGCUUCACCCCUGGGAGUGUCACUGUUUGCUGGCUGUGUGCUCUAUGCUAUUUCUGCACUACUCUUAAAAAGCACUGAUAGGUUAACAGCAAGAGAAUGGCUCUUUUGGCAGAAAAAGAAAGGCAUCAGAGCUUUUGAAAAGUUUUCUUUUAAAUAUACUUAGCUAUUUCUUGUUUAAAAAAAACCCCAACUUCAUGAAAUAAAAUUUUGGACUAAUAUCGCCAGACUAAGAAAUAAUAGUGAUAUGAGCAGAGGUUUUGAUAAAACAUACACAAACUGAUACAUUAAUUAUGCUGCAUAUGUAUAUAUUUAUAACAGUUUGCAUACACACAAAUUUUAAGUGAUAUUCUAUAUAUGUAUGUGUGUAUUUAUAAAUAUAAAACUAUAUUAUUUAGAUAGGAGAUACAGCUCUUGUUUUAUCCAGCAUUUUCUAUGAAGCUGUGUGGAUUCAGGCAGCACAGCUAGACUUACAGUGAGACUCUGGAAAUGCUGGAAUCAAAGUCUAUAGCACCUAUACCUUUAAAAUGGACCAAUUUAUGGCUUUUUAGGAUCCCAGUCAGAUGCUGUCAUCUUGCUGGCCAGCUGGAAAUCACAAACAAAUGGCCAAUGAGCUCUGGUUCUGCCCAGAUAAAAUUACUGAACAAAACAAGCAGAAAUAUUUGGGGGAACCUGGAUGUGCAUAGCCUCAUCCUGAUGUUUUAUUUAGUGUUUUACUUACUUUUGACCGCAAGCCUUGGGAUUAAUGCACCUCUGGAUGACCUCUGUAGCUGCCAGCCUUUCAUAUCUGCUGUGGGCAGUUUUCAUACACCAGCUGAGCAAAUCUAAGGAGGAGAGAGAAAUAAAAAGCCUGUCAAAGACAGCAAAAGUAAAAGCACCUUUGAAAUGGCUAAAAAUAUUACUGUUAGCUGUACAUAAUGCCGUGCUGUAUAAAUAGGAUCUUCUUCAUGUUUCAACCAGUAUCAUCACCGCUAUAUUAGCAUCAGGUUGCCACCUUCUCAAGCUGAAAUGCCAAACUUUGUUCACGCCACAGCCUCAUCGCCCACCGAGUCUGCAAACAUCAUCGUGUAACAGUGCUACUCCAGACAGACAUCAGGACAGCAGCCCCCAGUGUCCCUCAGGCAUCCAGGUGCUGCCAGAAACACCAACACGCCCAUGUGUGUGUCCAAACCGUGCAGCACUUUGCGAUACGAUACAGAGACUUUCUACACGACAGUCAGAGAUGCACAACAAAAGAAAAUUUGUCCAGUGCUCAGACUGCUUUAGCACUAAGGUGUUCUGUUGUUUGGAGCGGGGUAGGAGUUAGUCUCUCCUGGAGUACAAAUUCACUUUUAUUAGUAUGCAGAAUAAAAACAGGGUUUUAAAGUAAUAAACAAUUCUAGCCCUCAUUAUUGAAGCGGAACAAAAGAAAAUGAAUCCAGGAGGAUUUGUAUGUUCAUAACUUAAUUUCUAGUGAUGAAAAGACAGUUACCAGAUUGCUACUCUUUUUUCCCUAUAGGCAUUUUGCUGCCUUUUGAGCCAGCAGCACAGUGGUUCACUAGUUAGAGGUUGCAUUUCUCUGCUUGUAAAUAGAAAUAAUGACACUGACCUCCUUCGCAAAGUACUGCGAACCCCCCUCGAUGAAAAGCACUGACAAAGAGCUUGGUGGCUACGAUUUAAUAACUCUGUUGCAGUUCUGCUUGCAGCCCUCUGUUGUGGAACGCUUUAUACCGGUGCACAUGAAUGACACAAUGGUUACAGUCAAGAACUUGGGGUUCUUGUUUCAUUAGUUAUUGCCCAUGAAGAAGCACUCACAAUACCUCAAAACAUUGAGAACAGUUAAAACAGAGUUCAGAAAAAGCUCUCGUUCCUAUUUUCAACUCUAACUCGUGUGGAAAUGGUGCAUUCAUCAGCUGUUGAAGCCACAGGGCCGUGUAUUGUCAGUAUUUAUGCCUUUGCUGAGAACAAAGCAGCAGAAGAAAUUUUUGUCCCAGCUAAGUACAUUGUAGAAUAAAGGAGGGCGGCUUUCCCAAGGCACAGCCAAAUGCAAAGAGAAGCUGUCUCCAAAUGGGGGACAGAGGUUUUACAGCCACAUUCUAGCCUCAUACUGUAGAAACCCAGAAAAUUUCAUGGGAGUAAAAGGCCUUUUUGCUGCCCUAUCUAUUCUUUUUUGUAUAAAUCUGAAUCCAGUUUUGAGUUUUCAGAGGCGUCUAACUUCCUGCACUGGAUAUGAAAUUUUUUCAGGUUCCUUUAGGUGUAAGUAAACAUGAAAUAAUUUUUGGCUGACAUUUUCAGGGUAUCCUAAGGAGUAUCCUAAAAAGGCAUCCUAAAAAAACCCUCCAGAUUCUUAGUGUUACAUCUUUUUCUUUCUUUCUCCUCCUGCCACCUCUGAAUGUAUAAACAGAUACAAAAGCUUCAAUCAGUUAAUGCUGACUACAAUGACAUUUCAAACCAGUACUGAAAUAGGCAACAAAUCUAGUCUAGAAUCUGCUCGAUGUGCACAGGUACAGAUGAGAAGGUGGAUGGUUGGUUGAACUGGGCAUGCUCCUUGGAAUGUGGGAUGGAUCAGCCGCAGUCAGCUCUUUUAGAAAAAGGAAUUUUCGUUGAGAGAGGAGAGGAGAGAAGAGGGAGGUAGAAGAGAAGAAUGUAUGAAUAACAGAAAGAGUUGAAGUUUCCAGACGAUGUGAAAAAAAAUCUGGAAUUCAGUCUUCUGGAAACAAGAGAGAUUAAAAACUUGAGUGUCAAACAGUAAGAACAUGGAAACACACUAUUUUCAUUUCCAGAACUGAUGGCUAUCAGAAUCAACCAGAAGGAAAACAAAUAUAAGAUGUGGAAAGGUUCUGAGAGGACCAUGUGUCCAUGUGUGUGCAAAUGAGUGCUUAUACAUAUAUAUUUAUAUGUAUAGCAAAAAAAAAAUCACCUGAUCGUUCCCAGCAUGGAGGUAGCAGUUGUGGUACAGCACUAGAACCUUAAGUUAGUUAGCCAGGUUACUGCUGUCUGUAGCUGCUUCUUUGAUUCCAGUUACAGUGCCUCCAGCAGAGCGCCUGCGGUGAGUAGGAAAUGCUCUGCGGCCAAGGCAGAAACAUUUGAGCCAAAAUAUUUUGUCCGUAAGUGACUCAAAUUUAAUUGUAUGGUUACCAUAGGUUUUAAUUCAAGGUAAGAAACAGAACUUUUGCACACACACAGC
Cuculus canorus (common cuckoo) is the source of this 10184-nucleotide messenger RNA. It is a transcript of the gene CLSTN2, whose product is annotated as calsyntenin 2. The record is from RefSeq and is a predicted model, not a curated record. Bases 250 to 2976 code for a protein of 908 amino acids. Gene Ontology annotation, cellular component: cell surface; postsynaptic membrane. Gene Ontology annotation, biological process: positive regulation of synapse assembly; homophilic cell-cell adhesion; positive regulation of synaptic transmission. The transcript has 17 exons. Gene Ontology annotation, molecular function: amyloid-beta binding; calcium ion binding; X11-like protein binding. Lineage: Eukaryota; Metazoa; Chordata; Aves; Cuculiformes; Cuculidae.